CUCUAACAAAAUAUUACUACCAAAGAAUCACCAACAUGUCGUCGAAUACCUAUGACAUCGCCAUAAUUGGUGGCGGUACCUCAGGCCUUGUUCUAGCGAAUCGUCUCUCUGAGGAUCCGAACUUACAGGCCAUCGUCCUUGAAAGUGGCGAAGAUCGUAGCUCAGAGCCCAACACACUGACCCCUGCCGACUGGACAUUCCAUACAAUCCCUCAAAACAACCUCGGAAGGCAGAUCACAGUACCGCAGGGGAAAGCUCUGGGGGGUUCUAGUGCAAUUAAUAGCUUUCUCUUUACCUCCACGUCCAAGGCGAAUCUAGAAGCAUGGAAAAGUCUAGGCAAUGAGGGUUGGGAAUAUCAUGUAUUUGAGGAAGCCCUUAAGAAGUCAUUCACUCUACACAAGCCUUUGAGCGUGACUGAAGGUAAGGGUCCGCUCCAACUCACACUCGCUGCGCCUGAGGGUCUUUGGGAGAAGGCUUGGCUUGACGGCCUGGAGUCUGUGGGAUUUGCGCGAAGCGAUCCUCUUUCUGGGCAUUUUGGUGGACCUAUUAUUGCCCCUGAAAGUAUCGAUCCCAAGACAAAGCAGAGAAGCUAUGCGAGUAAUGCCUAUUUGGACCCUAUUCGAAGCAGGCCGAAUCUAACAAUUCGGACUGAGACGACUGUGACUAAGGUGCUGCUUGAAAAACCUUCACAGGGUGCCGAUGCUAUUGCCAAGGGUGUCCAAUUUGUCUCGAAGGACGGUACGUCCCAAACAAUUGGAGUCCGCAAGGAGGUCAUCCUUUCUGCUGGGGUCAUCAACUCGCCCCGGCUUCUCGAGCUUUCGGGUAUAGGCGACUCUGAUCUACUCCAGCGUCUACGGAUCAUUGUCAUCAUUGAUAACCCGCACGUCGGCGAAAAUUUGCAGAACCACCUCUUCACAGGCCUGGUUUUUGAGGUGCGGGACGGCGUGGACACGAUUGACGCUUUCUUCCGCCAGGAGCCUGAUGCCGUGGCCGCUGCGAUGCAAGACUAUGGCACCAAGGGCGCGGGCCCUCUAAGUACUAGCAACAUAGUAACCAUGGCACAGCUUCCGCUACCCGAAUUCCAUUCGCAAAACGGGCGCAAGGAGAUUGACCAGCUACUCAGCGCCCAGAAGCCCGCCUCCCCACCAACGACAUCGGCUUUCGCCGUGGCUCAUGAGGCAUUUGUACGGACCACCCUCACGACACCUUCGGAAGCAGUGGGAAACUACCUGUCACAUCCGCUGUCCCGGGGUUCCGUACACAUCACUAGCGCCGCACCUGAGAACACCAACACCAACACCAACGAAGGCUUAAGCAUUGACGCUCGAUACCUCUCGCAUCCUUUCGAUCUAGAGGUACUUGCACGCCAGGUUCGCUUUAUGGAAGAUACAAUCACUCGCGCGGAGCCGCUUACGCGCUACCUAAAGCCAUACACCAAGCGGUUCACAGACCUUGAAGUAGCUAAGGACUACGUGCGCCGCACAGCUGACGGCGCGUACCACUACACUGGCACCUGCUCGAUGAUGCCACGGGCGAUGGGCGGCGUGGUGGACAACAAGUUGCGAGUUCACGGCUGCGCUAAUCUUCGCGUGUGUGAUGCGAGCAUCAUACCUAUAGAGCCAACCGCAAACCCCCAAGCCGUCAUUUAUGCGAUUGCUGAACUUGGUGCUGGCUUCAUUAAAGAAGGUACAUUGUAA
Molecule: messenger RNA, 1697 nt
Organism: Hypoxylon trugodes
Lineage: Eukaryota; Fungi; Ascomycota; Sordariomycetes; Xylariales; Hypoxylaceae
Exons: 3
Coding region: 36-1697 (553 amino acids)
Molecular function (GO): flavin adenine dinucleotide binding; oxidoreductase activity, acting on CH-OH group of donors
Source: RefSeq, a predicted model, not a curated record